AGAAAACAAUUAUGGCGACGAAGAUGGACAUGAAGGCUGUGUUUGUUUUCUUCUGAGAGAAAUAGUUUUGUUAAAAAUCAAGAAAAAAAUAUGUUUAGUUGGUGGUCCUCUUUGGGGCCCCCAAAAAGUGAAAAUGGCGGUGAUACGAGCGAGAACCCCGUCGAAGGAGAGCCGAAAACAAAUGCUGAGUGCUCUGAUGAUUCUAUACCCAACACGACAAACGAGUCGGAAAGUAAAGGCUCCGAGCUAGAUUAUGCAAAGGACGUAGCUAAAAAUGUAGGAAGCUACCUUUUCAGUUUUGCUAGUGUUGCAACUAGUACAGCUUUUAAAGUAAAGGACUCUGUGAAGGAAACUGUUGAGAAACAGUCAAUAAUUGGAGAUUUCAAGAAGCAACAAGAUGAGUUUGUGAAGGAAAAGAAUUGUAAGAGAAGAGAGGUUGCCGUUCCUCCAUGGGUAGGCUACAAUGAAGAGGAGGCCAUGAAAAAUCAAAUCCUAGCCCUUUCAACAGAUGAAAGAAACUUCUUACGAGAUCCUCCAUCUGGUGUUCCAUUCCACUUUGAAAGUGACUCAAUGUAUCCUGUUGCUUUGGCAACUUUACAAGAGGACAAAAAUCUUAGUAAAAUGAGAUUCCAACUUGUGCCUAAAAAAAUUUCAGAGGAGAGAUUUUGGAGAAAUUACUUCUACAGAGUUUCACUCAUAAAGCAGUCAACACAGCUUACAUCAUUGGCAGCUACAGGUGGUGGGGGUUCUAAUGGCAGUGACAGACAAGGUGCAACAUCAGAAACAAAGUCUGAUGCUGAAACAAGUCAAAGUGGUGCUGUCAAUGUACCCAGAAAGAAUGUAGAAACACCUAAUACCCCAGAAGAAGACUUCUCUGAGCCAAUUCCAGAUGAGCACUCUGUACAAAAUGAAUUCAUCAGUGACUCUUUUGCACAAACAGAACAAGAACUCAGUCAUGAUGACUUGCGGCAAAUUGGAAUGGAAAAGAAACCUGAAGGAGAUCCAAACAAUCAGUCAAAGCCAACAGAAGGAACAAAACCAGCAACAUCUGAAACUCAAGAUGACAUUCCAGAAUGGGAAAAGGAGCUUCAAGCAGAGCUACAGGAUUUUGAAGUUGUUGACAACGAAGAUAGUGCUGAGUGGGAAAAAGAAAUUGAAGACAUGUUAGAGGAAGAAAAUGUUUGAAGACACUAGUGAACUGAACCCUUACUAAGGAAAACCUGUUUUAAUAUGUUCACUAAAAUUAUAUAAUAUCAAGCAAAGUAAUUAAAACAUUUCAGACAGGUGAAGGAGGAAUGUGCUGGAUUCUGUAUAGACUAGUUAUGUAUUUCUUAUUUAAUGCAGCCAUGUUAUUGGGUGAGGUUUGCUCCAUUUGGUACAAUUUUUGCCAACUGUUACUUAAGCUUUUAUUGUUUUAUGUAGAAAUGCAGCUACAUGGAGUUGUAAAUUGCAUUGAGUGAGAGGAUCAUUUUGCAUUAAUGUGAAUCUGAAACUUUUGUGGAAUUUAAAAAAAAUUAUGAUAAUUACUGUAUUUGUGGUAUUUGUGGUAUUCAUUAGUCCUUCCAAACAUUUUGCUGUAUCACAAGUCUUGUUUAUUGUUUUUGUUGUUACUUAGACAUCUAGCACCAAACUUAUGCUUUUGGCUGCCAUGUCCAUUCAAUUCUGUGUAGCUAGCUGGUUUUCUGGUACAUGGUUAGAAAACUGAAGAAAAAAGAAAUUCAAGGCAGCCAAGAAGUGAGAAGCUUAGGUUUUGCAAUUCCUCUUACACCUUUAGUAUGAACCUUAGUGCAGCUCUUCCAGUGAACUGAAAUUCCCACAAAUCAGUUAGCUUCUAGGGCUAAGAAACAAUCAGUGUAAAAAUCUGUAAGGUAAAAUAUUCUAUAUAGUAAUAUUCACCUCUAACAUUGAAGUAAAAUAAAUGGUCACAAGUUUCUUUGUUUCUUUAACAGUA
This is a messenger RNA of Stylophora pistillata, 1951 nucleotides long. Its product is annotated as synapse-associated protein 1. Lineage: Eukaryota; Metazoa; Cnidaria; Anthozoa; Scleractinia; Pocilloporidae. The record is from RefSeq and is a predicted model, not a curated record. Gene Ontology annotation, biological process: TORC2 signaling; regulation of short-term neuronal synaptic plasticity. Gene Ontology annotation, cellular component: nucleus; cytoplasm; synapse.